Molecule: messenger RNA, 1440 nt
Organism: Ailuropoda melanoleuca (giant panda)
Lineage: Eukaryota; Metazoa; Chordata; Mammalia; Carnivora; Ursidae
Gene: KRTAP24-1
Product: keratin associated protein 24-1
Exons: 1
Coding region: 1-762 (253 amino acids)
Cellular component (GO): keratin filament
Molecular function (GO): structural molecule activity
Source: RefSeq, a predicted model, not a curated record
AUGCAGUCAAGCUCUGUGUCUCUUCUGGGCUGUUCUGGGGAUUGCAGUGGCACAUCCUACAGAACUCACUGUUACAACCCAGUGACUUCUUCCAUUGCUCUUUGCUCCAGUGAUGUAAGCCCUACCUUUGGGCUCUGCCUACCCAGUAGCUACCAAGGAAAUCCCUGGCUCCUGGGUAACUGCCAAGGAACUUAUGGUGAAACGCCAAGCUACAAAUCUCCUAGCUGUGAGCUCGAGACUUGCACUACAAGUUGCAACCCAUCAAGCUCCUGUGUGCCCUGCAACUCUCCAAAAGUGAGCCAAGUCUGCAGCACCUGUGAAACUAUGAACAUCGGACCCAAACCCAGCUGCAGCCCAUGCACUCAGACCAAGGGGUAUGUAUCUUAUUGCUACACACCCAGCCAAAGUGCAUCUAAAGUCUGCCAGACCUUCAGCAGUGGCUUCAAAUGCUUUGGGCGACUUAAUUGCUUGUCCAACAGUUUCCGACCCCUAAACCACUGUAGACUGGGCAGUUUGAAGUACAGAGGCUACCAAAAUCUUGCCUUCAUACCCAGUGGCUUCUCACCAUCAUGUUGUAUUGCCAGAAGCUGCCAAUCCCAAAACUAUCUAGUGAGAAAUUGCCGAUACCCAAGUUAUGGAUCAGUGAGCUGCCAACCGCUGGGAUAUUUUUCUAGAAAUUUCCAGUCUCUGAGCUGCAUUCCAAGUACCUUUCCUCCUCUGAGGUAUUUAUGCAGUGGUUGCAGACCUCUGAAUUGCUGUUGAGCAGCUUGUUGCAUUUAUGGCUGCUGGAAAUUGUCCCAGGGCAGAUCCUACCAAGGGGUCGUCUUCUCUAAAUUCGGCCUAAUUACUUCAUGUGUCUUAAGAAUCUUGUUAUAUUAACCUCAAAUACAACUCCAGGGCUUAUUAACCACAACCGUGAUCAUUUGCUAGUUUUUUUUUUCUUUGUUGCUCUGUUAACGUCCUUUGUGUUGAGGGCUGAUCCUGAAGGUGGUAUUGUCUCUGAGAUUCACUACAAUGGACACACUGAAGAGAUUCCACAUAAGAUACAACCAUUGCCAGCUUUCAAUAUUGGCUGUCGCUGUCCCCUGUCUGCCACUGGCAAUAUCCCCUACCUUCUCAGUGAAGAAAAGCCUUUCUGGUUUGACUGAUGAUUCCAGCACAUUCUUUCAGGAUGUUCUGCUUUUUAUCCAUAGUCUGUGGACUGCUUAACUAGCAUGUUGCUAAUGAGCUAAGAGAUAGCAUUACCUUAAAUAUGCUAUGUUCAGCUAUUGCAUCUAUCCCCUACUGACUGAUUAUCAGGAUAUGCAAGCAGCAGUGUUCAACUACAGCUCAAAAUCGGAAGACCUUCAGCAAAUCUUCUCUUCCAAAGAAGCCCCAAAGCCCUCAAUUGGCUGGCAUUCGGCUUUUGUUCCCAACGCCUAGGAGAGAGCCCUGGGAGUA